AUGCAGCUCUCCAACACGCUGCUGAUUUGCGCCGCACUGGUCCAACAGGCCGUUGCUCUGCCUGCCCCUGUUCGCGUUCCGGAGUUCAGAAAACGUGAUUUUGGAAACUCCACAGCUUUUGCGAACACAUCAAGUAUUUCAACUUCGCGCACCACGGAUUUGACCACCACAUUGACCUCAACGUCUACGGUGUACUACACCUACCCUUACGACUCCACCACCGAGUCAGUCAGCACGGCUAGUGAAGAAGACGAGACCUUCGCUGACGAAGCUACCGGUGCCACUGUGACUGUGACUGUUACUGCUGGUGGAUGCGAUGCUGCAGUCUCAGGGUCUUCCUCUACAGAGGCCACAGAUGACUCUGUCACUACUUUGACUUCGACCGUGGCCGUGACUCACACCAUCGCUAUCGAGGCUACGAUCCCCGUUACAGAUGCUAGUGGAAGCACUAUUACUGUGAUCACCACUUCGACUGAUAUCGAGUCAACCAUCUGGGAAACACAGACCCUCACUUACACCGUCACCACCUCGGAUGCCAGUGUCAGUGCCAGUAACUCUGUGACUACAGUCCUGAGCACGUCUUCCGACUCGCCCUCCACGGUGAACACUUUCCCAAUAUCCACCUAUUCGGCUGACCCAACUACAGUCUACCAUGCUCCUCAGUUUGCCAGUUUUGCUUUCACCAACUCCUCCUCCGCUGCUGCCUCCACGUCUGCUUACACGGGCUCGAACUCUACGUAUACAUCGACCUUGGCUAGCGGCAACGUGAAGCGUAAUUUGUGGAGCUAUUUGUUCUGA
Molecule: messenger RNA, 798 nt
Organism: Kuraishia capsulata CBS 1993
Lineage: Eukaryota; Fungi; Ascomycota; Pichiomycetes; Pichiales; Pichiaceae
Exons: 1
Coding region: 1-798 (265 amino acids)
Source: RefSeq, a predicted model, not a curated record